Molecule: messenger RNA, 4566 nt
Organism: Boleophthalmus pectinirostris (great blue-spotted mudskipper)
Lineage: Eukaryota; Metazoa; Chordata; Actinopteri; Gobiiformes; Gobiidae
Gene: sap130a
Product: Sin3A-associated protein a
Exons: 21
Coding region: 136-3318 (1060 amino acids)
Biological process (GO): negative regulation of transcription by RNA polymerase II
Cellular component (GO): Sin3-type complex
Source: RefSeq, a predicted model, not a curated record
AAAGAGGGCGGUCCUGGUUUUCCGAAGCGUUCUUCCGGCUUACAUGUUGGAAAAAAGAAAAGACGAAUGGAAAAUCUGUAAUCUUCAAAACAAAUAUUGGUUUCGAACUUCCAUUUACGAUCUGGUUUAUUUGAAAUGAGCUCCCAACAAUUUCCACGUCACGGGUUGCCUGCGUCCACGGGAGGAGCCCCACAGAUCUCUCCAUCUGGGAACCUGGUAUCUGUCACCCAGCCGUCCAAUCCCGCAGCUGGACCAGAUGGAGACAGUACUCGUGAUGCAGACCAUGGACCUCAGGAUCCUCCACCAGCUCCAGGUGGUGGGCCCAUCCCCUUUAGAGACGAUAAACAGGAAACUAUGGUGGUCAGGCCGUACCCUCAGGUUCAGACGCUUGGUCCACCUCAGGCUGUUCCUCAAACAGUUUCCAUUCAACCCGGAACUCCCGGUACUGUACCUGCCCCGGCUGUUCAUCUGCCACAGGCCCAACCCACAGUGCUCACUGAGGGACAAAUGAAGGCUGUACUGAAGUCUCCAAUGCCAAGUCGACUCAUUGCUCCAGCUCCAAUCCCUAAUCAGGCUCACAUACCUAAGGUCCCUGGUCACAUCACCGUGACUAUAGAGAGCAGCAUCGCUACAACCCCUUCCAUUCCAGUAGCGACCAUCAGUGGUCAACAAGGUCACUCUAGUAAUUUGCAUCACUUGAUGCCGGCUAAUAUCCAGAUUAUUAGAGGCAGUGCUCCUGCUCUGCAGAUAGGGACACCUCCAGUGCAACCCCAAACUUUCUCAUCACAUUUACCUCGAGGGGCUGCUGCAGCAGCUGUUAUGUCUAGCUCCAAAACUGUCCUGCGACCAGCCACUGGGACAAGUGCUGGCCCGGGCCAACCCACUGUGCAGCACAUUAUUCAGACCAUUCAGUCUCGUCCUCCAGUGACCACUUCUACACCUGUGCUCCCGACAGUAGUGGCCAGUCGGACUCAGUCUCCCGUUAUCAGUUCAGCUGUUACUCACUCCACUGAUGUAGCCCAUGGACGGCCCGGGCUGGCCAUUCACCCCCCUCCAGCCACAGUCAGUAUUCAGAGACCUCAAACAUCCCGAGAUACAGCAACGCGGAUCACACUGCCCUCUCACCCAGCAAUAGGCGCUCAAAAACCUCAGCCUCCCAACACCAUGACCCAGAAAUCCAUUUUCAGCACCGUGACACCAGUCGCUGCAGCGACGGUGGCUCCAAUUGUGGCAACUAACACUGUGCCAUCAACUACCGCUAUAGGCUCUGUUCCGCAUACUCAAAUGACUAGUAACACACUAGUGACCAUGACAGUUGCUUCUCACUCUUCUCAUGCUACAGCAGUGACCACCUCCACUAUUCCUGUUGCUAAAGUAGUUCCUCAGCCUAUAGCCCAUUCAUCGUCCCGUGUGCAGCCAGAUUAUCCAGGAGAACGAACCAACCUCAUUCCCAUCUCUGGACACCGGGCAUCUCCCAACCCUGUCACCAUGGAAGCAAGGAGUGACAGACCUUCAGUUCCAGUACAGUUCCAGUAUUUCCUUCCCGCCUACUCGUCCUCUUAUCCUCUGACACACACCUAUACCCCUAUAAGCAGCUCUGUGUCUGCGAUUCGCCAGUAUCCUGUUACACCUCAAGCCCCGAGUUCAGCACUACCUACUCAGCCAGGAGUAGGAGUGGCCACUACAGUGCAUCUGAACCACAUGCAGCUGAUGGCAGUGGAUCGCAUCGGUUUGCCCUCAGCUCAAAUCAGCACCCAAGGGAUCCAGCCGGCACCAAUUACUGCUCAGGGCAUUCAGCCUGCACCCAUAGGAGUCCAGGGUCUGCACACCUCAGCCCCCAUUACUACACAGGGACUGCAGCAGACGCCCAGUGUGACCCAGCAGCCACAGCAGCAACCGCAACAAGCCCAGGCUGAAGCAAAACCAGGAGUUGUUUUGACAGAUGGUUUCGUAGCUAGCCCCAUCAACACCACGUUUGGGGCAACCCAGCCUGUAGCCACCAUGGUGCAAGCCCACACCCAGGGAGCUGCUGUCGGAGGAGCCCCCACUCUGGUGUCCUCUCCUCGGCCUAGCAUCCUCAGAAAGAAGACCACCACUGAAACAUGUGCACGAAAAACCCUGAUUCCAGCCCAGCCCAGUGAACAGAGUGGGGCAAGGAUAGAGACCGCUGUGAGAGGAGCAGGAUCACCCCGACCUGCAGGUCUGAAGCCCAAAGCCGAUGUGCACAUGGCAGUUGCCCCUCCUGUCAUGGCUGCUGUGGAGGCAUUACCCUCUCAGCCUCCAGAGCAGCAGGCUGUUUCUACAGCCCCCCAGCACAUGGCGCAGGCCAUCCCCACCAUGCUUUCUGCCCCAGGACCUGUGCCCCCGUCUCAGCCCUCUGCGGUGCUGCCUGCCCUGCCAGCAGCCAUGGCCGUCACUCCCCCAGUACCUGCCUCUAUGGCUAACGCUGUGGCCUCUCCAACUCAACCCGCAGCCAGUAGCACUGCUGCCUAUGUCGCCAGCUCCACCUGCCCUGACCUGAAGAUCAAACAAGAGGUGGAGUCCAUGGACACCUCCUCCCAACAACCAGAUCCCAAUGCCAGUUUGUCCUCUGCUCCAGCACUUACCCCCCAAGUCUCCUCCCUGACCACGUCCACCACAGGGGAGCUCAUCCCAGGGGCCUCUCCACGAAAGAAGCCUCGGAAGCAGCAGCAUGUGAUCUCAACAGAGGAAAGUGAAAUGAUGGAGACCAACAGCACUGAUGAGGAGAAAGCCCCUGGCAGACCCAUCACUGGGAGGGCUGAGAGGCGUGAGUCCCCCCCUAGAGAAUAUGUCGAUGAGGAAGGAGUACGUUAUGUCCCAGUCCGUCCUCGCCCUCCAGUCACCCUCCUGAGGCAUUACCGAAACCCCUGGAAGGCCGCCUACCACCACUUCCAAAGGUACAGCGACAUCCGUGUCAAAGAGGACAAAAAGGGGAGCCUACAGGAAAUGGCCAAUCAGAGAGGAGUUGCCUGCAGAGCUCAAGGAUGGAAGAUCCACUUGUGUGCUGCUCAGCUCAGACAACUGACAAAUUUGGAGCAUGAUGUGUAUAGCCGUCUGUCCACUCUCCAAGAAGGACUGAUUCCAAAGAAGAGAGCAGGAGGUGACGAUGACCUCCACAGAAUCAAUGAGCUCAUACAAGGCAACAUGCAGCGGUGUAAACUUGUGAUGGACCAGGUCACAGAAGCUCGGGACACAAUGAUGAAAGUCCUGGAUCACAAAGACAAAGUGUUAAAGCUGCUCAACAAAAAUGGCACGGUGAAGAAAUCGUCCAAACUAAAGAGGAAAGAGAGGGCAUAGGCUGCAAAUACCACUGCUACUGUGCCCUCUAGCUGUGGCAUGGAGGAGCUGCUCACUGUCUGGUGCUAUGAUUUGCUGUAUACAAUCACACGCACCCUGCCUGAACAGAGAAGCGGACUGGAAAGAUAAACUGGAAAGAAACACUGGGAGGAAUAGGUUCUCAGUAAUACACAUGUGAAGUGUGGAGCAUUCAAUUAAUGUCUACUUAGUUAUGAACAUUUUCGUUUAAAUGUUAGAAACGGCCCGAUGUUGCAUUCAAAUUGAUCUAUUAAAAAAAAAAUACAGGCACACGAGUAAAUUAGAAUAUUGUGGAAAAGUGGGAUUGAAACCAAAAUGUGAGUCAGUACACAAAGGCAAAUAUUUUAGAUAUACAUUAUCUUACCCGUAGUCUGGGAAUUUUGUUUAUUUAAUACCACUGGGGCAUCUUGUCUGGAGCAGUGGACCUUUUUUCAGAUCUUAGCCAGGAUCUUGGUCAAGUGUCCUAUUUUUAGCUCAGUUUUACUCCAUGUUGCUACAUAAAUGUGACUGAUAUAAAUUCUCAUUAUGGCAGACAGUUAAUUUUAAUGUUAGUAAUUACUUGACAGUGACGAAGUGUCUUGCCCAAGGACACAACACCACCAGGGUUUUAUGUCCCCCAAAACAUAGUACAGUUGUACUCUUGAGUAUAACAAAAACUUAAUUUCACUUUUCCACAGUAUAACUAUGAAUGUGCCUGUUGUAAAUUCAGGCAGCCAUUUUGCCCACAGGAAUUUUUAGUUGGAAUGCGAGAUUAAAAGGGACAUAAUGAUUUUGAUUAGCCAAUUACAAAACUGUCUUCAAAUGUGCUCUUCUCAUAAACUGUGCCUUCAUUUUGUUGAUGUACAUAAAAAUAUCACCAAGAAAAUACACUUAAAAAGCUUCGCAUUUUUAUACCACACCUCAAAUGUCCAAGUUAAGAUGGUAAAACAAAAUACCUAUUGAAAACAACAUCAGUACAUCAACAACUGUGUUCAGAUUUGAAGGAUGUGAAGUCGAGUUUUGAGAAGGUCCAGUAUCCAAGUUUGGUCAUAAUGUAUUGAAUUGUAAAUCACUGUACAUGUUUCUUUUUUCAUCAGACUUUCUUUUCAAGUUUUGUACUCUGAAUAUUUGUGUGAAUGGCGAUGCUUCAUUUUUGCAAACUGUAAUUUACUGAAAUGAAGUGUGCCCGAGAGACAUCCAGCUAUUGUACAUGUUUUUGUCUGUGUAAUUAUAGUAAAGAUACUUAAACAA